Durusdinium trenchii is the source of this 1789-nucleotide messenger RNA. The record is from the annotation of a GenBank genome assembly. Lineage: Eukaryota; Dinophyceae; Suessiales; Symbiodiniaceae.
GAGCUGAAGGCGGGCCCAAAGAAGCUCUUCUGAAAGCUUUCGUUGCUGCAAUGGCUGCCGACGGGGCACGACCACAGGAGAGCACAGGCAAAGAGGGUCAAUUUCAAUCGAGCAAACGGGAGAUCAUCCAGAUCCAAAUUGGCAAGGCCGGCAAUGCCAUUGGUAACUGCUUUUGGCGCGAACUCUGUGAUGAGCACAUGAUUGUAACUAACAAUGACCAGCUCCGAGGCUGUUUAGAAGAUGGCGAGCCAGGGGGACAUGGCUACCUGGACGUGUUCUUCAAUGAGGGCCGAAAACGGAGCCACGGCACGCGCCACGUGCCGCGCGCGAUUCUCAUGGACACCAACAUGGGCGACUUAGCCACGGUGGCGCAAGACCCCAGGAUCGGUGAUUUGUAUCGGCCCGAGAACAUCAUCGGAAACGAUGAAAGCUCGGGGAAUUGCUAUGCCAAGGCCUUUCACACCGAAGGUCCUGACCUGGCUGAUAGAUGCUUGGAGAUGGUUCGCAAGGAGGUCGAAAAGUGCAAUUGCCUGCAGGGCGUGCAAUUCACCCAUAGUGCCUCCGGAGGAACGGGUACUGGCCUGACAGGUCUUGUGUUGAAGACUUUGCGGGACUACUUGGACAGGCAAAGCAAGUGUGUCAUGCAAUCCUUUGUCUUGGCGCCAGCCCCGGGUAUUUCGGAUGUGGUGCUAGAGCCCUACAAUUCGGCACUCUGCUUUCAAGAUUUGUUGGAGUACACCGACCAAGUCUUUCUCUUUGACAACAAGGCCCUCAGUGAGAUUUGUCAAAAGGCCUUGGAGCAGGACAUGCCCAAAAUGGCUGACCUGAAUCGCGUGGUGGCUCUUUGCAUGUCUGGCAUUACCAGUUGCUUGAGGUACACGGGGCCUUUAAAUGCAGAUCUCCGGAAGUUGCAGACCAAUCUGGUGCCCUUUAAGAAUGCCCACUUCUUGAUCAGUGGCCUCGCACCCUUGACGGCGAAGACCUCCGAGAAAUAUCGCAAGAGCACCGUCUUGGACUUGGCGCAGCAGAUGUUCUCCAAGGAUAAUGUCACGGUGAAGUGCGAUCCUUUGAAUCCAGGUGACGAGUAUCAUGGCAUCUUGAAGGCCCGGUUCUUGGCCUCCUGGGCGUCGUGGCGAGGGGACUACCAGACCAAGGAGGUGGAUAAGGUCCUCCAUGAUUUCCAAAAGGAUGGAAGUCGCUUUGACAAGUUCUUCCCCGAUUGGAUCCCCAACUCAAUUGCCUCGAACAUUUGUGCGCCUAAGGGUAGCAGCAAGGAGAAGGACAUCCAGAAGGACAGUCGUGUGGUCUUUACCUCGAACAAUACCUCCGUGCACGAGGUCUUUGAUCGAUGCAUUAAAGUCUGGGAUAGCCUCUAUAGAUCCAGAGCCUAUGUGCAUGUGUACGAACAGGAUGGCAUCUCGGUUCAUGACUUAGUGGAGAGCCGGAACAUUGUCAACUACAUUUCUGAUGCCUACAAGGAGUUUGCUCGAUGGGAGGACAAGUUUUUUGAGCAGGAUGGUGGUGGUGGCUACAACAAACCAGUCAUUCGAGAUCGAGCUGUUGAGAAUGACGAGCAGCUGACCAUUGCUGAGGAACUGAAGAAGUUGUGGGAAGGCGAAAUGUACAUAGAGCAAGUCAGUCAUCGGCGAUGAAUGUUGCCGUGGAGGACUCUUGUUUCUCAUGCCAAAGAGCGUUGUAUAUUAACUUGGGCCAGUGGCCACCUGACUGACGUGGCCUGGACGCCCAGAAUUGAGAGCUGAGAGCUGCAAAACGCCGCACCAAACACGGG